CAUUUUUGCAGAGGAAGAAAUGCGUAUCCUCGAUCUCGGAAUUUCUUCACUUUAAACAAGAAAGAGGACCUUACAAUGGAGGAAGAAGCUGAGAGGAAAAUAGGCUGGUUGCUGAAACUUUUCUUUGCUGGAACGGCAACAUAUGUCGGAUACCAGUUCUUCCCUUAUAUGGGUGAUACUUUGAUUCAACAAUCGGUCUCGCUUUUACAUGUGAAGGAUCCCUUGUUUAAGAGAAUCGGAGCUUCUAGGCUUUCUCGUUUUGCCAUUGAUGAUGAAAGGAGAAUGAAGGUUGUUGAGUUGGGUGGGGCUCAAGAGCUUCUACAUAUGUUGGGGGCUGCUAAAGAUGACAAGACAAGGAAAGAAGCUCUAAAGGCUCUUGCUGCUCUCUCUAAAUCAGAUGAAGCUGCCAACUUCCUGGGAUCUAAAGGAGCACUCUCUAUCGUCGAAUCAACUCCAGAUUCCUUGGAAGAUACAGACAUUUCAACUUACAAGUCAAACAUAAUCAAGAAACUAGAUGAUAAAAACAUCGCCGCUUCUUCCAACUAA
Arabis nemorensis is the source of this 546-nucleotide messenger RNA. Lineage: Eukaryota; Viridiplantae; Streptophyta; Magnoliopsida; Brassicales; Brassicaceae. The record is from the annotation of a GenBank genome assembly.